Molecule: messenger RNA, 423 nt
Organism: Cylicostephanus goldi
Lineage: Eukaryota; Metazoa; Nematoda; Chromadorea; Rhabditida; Strongylidae
Source: the annotation of a GenBank genome assembly
AUGACUGUUGAGCCAACUUCGGUAGAAGUGCAACCUGUCCCGGGUCCAAUAGCAAUACCGAAAGGAUCUUGCCCGACACCGAAUGAUCAGUCAGACAAGAAUCGAACAGAUGUGCUUUUCUUGCUGGAUUCAUCCAAUUCUUACAACCAGCAGAAGUUUAUGCAUGCUAUACAACUGCUAAUGGAUACUGUGAAACACUUCAGAAACAUUGGGCCGAAUGGAACUCAGGGUGAUCGUCCUGACGCAGAGAAUGUGCUUGUGGUGCUGACAGAUGGACAGUCAGAUGAUAAAAUACAGGAGCCUGUCGAGAUAGCCAAGAAAAACAAUGUGACUGUCUUAGUAAUUGCGACGGUGGAGGCAAACCCUAAUUACAUCAUGGAACUUGCAGGAAAUAUGGACAACGUGUUCCGCUUCCAUACAGAU